This is a messenger RNA of Alligator sinensis (Chinese alligator), 3473 nucleotides long. RefSeq names its product WD repeat domain 48 (gene WDR48). Gene Ontology annotation, biological process: double-strand break repair via homologous recombination; protein deubiquitination. The coding region runs from base 67 to 2100 and encodes 677 amino acids. Lineage: Eukaryota; Metazoa; Chordata; Crocodylia; Alligatoridae. The transcript is spliced from 19 exons. Gene Ontology annotation, molecular function: ubiquitin binding. The record is from RefSeq and is a predicted model, not a curated record.
GGAAGAAGGGGGGGGCGGAACUUCCGGGUCCUGCUCGGAAAUGACCUCAGAGUGUCAACAUGCAAGAUGGCGGCGCAUCACCGACAGAACACAGCGGGGCGGCGGAAAGUGCAGGUCUCCUAUGUGAUUAGAGAUGAGGUGGAGAAGUACAAUCGAAAUGGGGUGAAUGCACUCCAGCUUGAUCCAGCAUUAAACAGACUCUUCACAGCAGGCCGAGACUCUAUUAUAAGGAUAUGGAGCGUCAAUCAGCACAAGCAAGAUCCUUAUAUAGCAUCUAUGGAACAUCACACAGAUUGGGUAAACGAUAUUGUACUCUGUUGCAAUGGUAAAACAUUGAUAUCUGCAUCUUCUGAUACUACUGUUAAAGUGUGGAAUGCACACAAGGGAUUUUGUAUGUCAACACUUAGGACACACAAGGAUUAUGUGAAAGCCUUAGCAUAUGCAAAAGAUAAAGAACUGGUAGCAUCUGCCGGGCUGGACAGACAAAUAUUUCUCUGGGACGUAAAUACUCUAACAGCACUGACUGCCUCAAACAACACUGUCACAACUUCUUCCCUGAGUGGGAACAAAGACUCUAUCUACAGUCUUGCAAUGAAUCAGAUGGGAACAGUAAUUGUAUCAGGGUCCACUGAAAAGGUUUUAAGGGUUUGGGAUCCAAGGACUUGUGCAAAGCUAAUGAAACUUAAAGGGCACACAGACAACGUAAAAGCAUUGUUGUUGAAUAGAGAUGGCACACAGUGUCUUUCAGGCAGUUCUGAUGGAACUAUUCGUCUGUGGUCCCUUGGGCAGCAGAGGUGUAUAGCCACAUAUCGAGUCCAUGAUGAAGGUGUUUGGGCCCUGCAGGUUAAUGAAGCCUUCACUCAUGUUUAUUCAGGAGGAAGAGACAGGAAGAUUUAUUGUACAGAUCUACGAAAUCCUGAUAUCCGUGUGCUCAUCUGUGAAGAAAAAGCCCCAGUUCUUAAGAUGGAACUUGAUAGAUCAGCUGAUCCUCCACCAGCCCUUUGGGUUGCAACAACCAAAUCUUCUGUGAAUAAGUGGACUUUGAAGGGAAUUCAUAACUUUAGAGCCUCUGGAGAUUAUGAUAAUGAUUGUACAAAUCCUAUAACUCCCCUGUGUACACAGCCUGACCAAGUUAUAAAAGGAGGUGCUAGUAUUAUUCAGUGCAACAUUCUUAAUGACAAGAGACAUAUAUUAACCAAAGAUACAAAUAAUAAUGUGGCAUACUGGGAUGUUUUGAAGGCAUGUAAAGUUGAAGACCUUGGGAAAGUUGACUUUGAAGAAGAAAUUAAAAAAAGAUUUAAAAUGGUGUAUGUGCCAAACUGGUUCUCAGUAGACUUAAAAACUGGGAUGUUGACAAUUACUUUAGAUGAGAGUGACUGCUUUGCAGCUUGGGUGUCGGCAAAAGAUGCUGGAUUUACCAGUCCAGAUGGAUCUGACCCAAAAUUGAACCUUGGAGGACUUUUACUACAAGCACUUCUAGAAUAUUGGCCUAGAACACACAUCAAUCCAAUGGAUGAAGAGGAAAAUGAAAUAAAUCAUGUGAAUGGUGAGCAAGAGAAUAGAGUACAGAAGGGAAACGGAUACUUUCAGGUGCCACCACAUACGCCAGUUAUUUUUGGUGAAGCUGGAGGACGCACUUUGUUCAGGUUAUUAUGUCGGGAUUCAGGUGGUGAAACUGAAUCUAUGCUCCUUAAUGAAACCGUGCCACAAUGGGUAAUUGACAUCACCGUGGAUAAAAAUAUGCCUAAAUUCAAUAAGAUCCCUUUCUACCUCCAACCUCAUUCAUCUUCAGGGGCAAAGACGUUGAAAAAAGACAGAUUAUCAGCUAGUGACAUGCUACAGGUCAGAAAAGUAAUGGAACAUGUUUAUGAGAAAAUCAUAAAUCUGGAUAAUGAAUCUCAGACGACAAGCUCCUCCAAUAAUGAAAAAGCUGGAGAACAAGAAAAAGAGGAGGACAUUGCUGUGUUAGCGGAAGAGAAAAUUGAACUCUUGUGCCAGGACCAGGUUUUGGAUCCAAACAUGGACCUUCGAACUGUAAAGCAUUUCAUAUGGAAGAGUGGUGGAGAUCUGACACUUCAUUACCGCCAGAAAUCAACGUGAAAGAAGUGAUGGACCCAAAUGGUUAUUCAUUUACUUGACCUUACUGUACUGGUUCCAAGAGUAGUACUAUAGAAGCCCACUGAACCCCUAAGGUAGAUGAGACUUCUAAUGACUCAGUAUGGACAGAAAGUAUACAUUUAAUUGAAGUGACUAAUAGAGCUGUAAUAUAGAGGAAAAAAAUCUAUAUGAUUUUAAACUAAAGUCUGUCCUAAUCAAGGCCUGGUGAGAGAGUUGGGAAGUCCCUGAGUGGUUCAUGUUAUGUAAAGUGUACAGAGAACAGAUGAUGAUCCAGUGCAGACUUUUGCUUCCCCUUUUUUUUCUUUUGUUUCUUCCAGAACAUUAUUUUCAUUUGCUCACGCUUAAUAUGAAACACCGUUUUGGCCAUAUUAGUCACUGUGUUCACAACGUAAUUCAAAACUGCAUGCACUGUAUUUUUUGAGUACAUUCCAUUCAUCUGGUAUCUAUAUUGAUUUUUUUCAUAGGUUAUUCAUAAAAAAAUUACCAUGUAGAAGAAUAAGAAUAAAAUUAUUACACACUUGAAAAGAAGCAGCCCAUUUCAUUGCAAGUGAAGGCUUAACGUGAGACUUGUUUACUAUGGCGGAUCAAACAUGUUGUAGAGAGAGAGAGAGACAUGCAGAGUAAGAACACUAGACAAAUAUUGUAGCAGGAUGAGUCCAGUGAUGCUGUGCAUCAUAAUACAAUAAACUUGUUUUGCAACAACAUAAGAUUUUUUUUUUUUUUUUUUUUAAAAGACAAUAUGUAACUAUUUCCUGCACUGUGUCCAAACUGUUCUGAAGACAAGCUUGUUGGAAUUCCCAGUACCUGUGUUCUAAACUUGACAUGUUAAAACUGCAGAUCAUUCUGAAAAAUUGAAUUUUUGUUACUAUCAGACUAUAGAUACUUCACAGCAAACUUCAUAUCCAUGAUAUAAAAGUACUUGUAUUCUUUUUUCCAAUGUUUUAUAUGCUGUUUUUGUUAUAGCUGUAUGCAGAUCUUCUUUUCACUGUUGUUACUAAAAAGUUAAGGCUUUCAUGAACUCAUAGUGGUCUUGUAAAAAGUUUAACUUAUUGGGGAGUGGGGAGAAUUUCAACUUGUGGCAAGAAAAUUUGGGGCUGUCCCUCCAAAAAAUAAAACUUUGUAGCCAGAGAAAAUUAAUAAUCCUCACACAGAAAUUGUGUACAAUAACUCUUGUCUGAAACAGAAGCACAAGUGCCUUCAAAGGGCAGUCUAUGAUUCUUUUUUUUUUCCCUGGAGAUGUGCUCUUGCCCUUCCUGUAUUUUUGCUAUCAGGAGCUAGGUUAGAGCAUUAAGAAAGUCCCAGGUUCAUUACAUUACUGGGAUCCAAUUAAAAAUAAAAGAUUGUUUUCAUCAACA